This is a messenger RNA of Cydia fagiglandana, 1098 nucleotides long. Its product is annotated as coiled-coil domain-containing protein 42 homolog. Bases 79 to 1086 code for a protein of 335 amino acids. NCBI's taxonomy places the organism in Eukaryota, Metazoa, Arthropoda, Insecta, Lepidoptera, Tortricidae. The record is from RefSeq and is a predicted model, not a curated record. The transcript has 8 exons.
UCCAAAGUUGACGUCAUUCACAUCCCAGCUGUUUGUUACCAUUUUGUUACCGUUUUACAUUAUUAGUGAAUAUUAACAAUGAAUAAGAUGCCAUUGAAGGAUUUGGCGCCCAUCGCCAUACCGCAUGGGCCUCCGGUGGAGUGCGCCGAGGAGUACUACAAUUCGCUGAUGCAGAGCUCCAUGAUUGUGAAAAAAUACCCAGUAUGGGACGUGGCGCGCCCAACCCCACAAGUCCUGAUGGAACAAGCGAGGAGGGAUCUGAUGGAGGCGGAGGAAAAGCUAGCCGAGAAGCGAGAGGAGGAGGCUCGCAAUCGCGCCGCCAUGGACAUCAAGUGGGGAGAGCUGCGCGCUAAGGAACUGCUGCUGAAGGAAUCCUUCAUUAGCUUUAACAAGUUCAUUCGAGAGAAUCAAGAGAAGCGCGACCGCGCCGAGCGCAAGAUGGUCGCCGACGAAGAGGCGCUCGAGCGCAAGACGCGCGAAACAGAGGCCAUGCGCAAGCGCGUGGAAGAGAUGGAUGAAGUCAGGCUCAUGAUGGAGAAGCAGGUCAAGGACUACACCAUCUAUGAGGAUUACUUGAUGUCAGUUGUGAGGAACUAUCCAGAAUUCAAGCAACCUCUGGAUGUUCUCAAUCGAUAUGAAGCGUUAGCCGCUGCAAAAAGUACACUAGCCGAUCGACAAGAGCACGAUCUCGAGGUGCUGGAAGACGCGAGGAAGGAGAUAGCAUCGCUCACCGAGGAGAAGAAAUUGUUCAUCAUGGGGCUGAACAACAAGCUUGCAAACCUGAGGUGGGAAUACGACCAAGUGCGCAACCGCGUCAUAAAAUGGGAGCUGGCCCUGCACCGUCUGAAGGAAACGGCGGCGAGGCGUCACGUCGAGCUGUGCCACGUCAAGGCUGCCAUAUACAGCCUCUACAUCAAGAUCUGCAAGAACAAGGGGCUUUCUAUUGAGGUGAAGCCCCACGAUUUUGAGCAGCAGUUGGUUGUGAUCAUGCGAGCGUUGCUGGAGCUGAAGAGGAUCCUAAGAAUCGCAGCCAAGCGCUCUAAGGAAAAGGGUGAUGCAGAGUCCGCGCGCCAGUCUGCUAACUAGUUUAACUGAUUU